AUGGAGGACAGGGAGGAGAGAGACGCCGGAGACUGGGCCAGAACCGCCGGAGCCGGCGCCGGGAGCAGCAAGGACGAGAUGGGUUCAUUGUCGAAUUUCAAAUCCAUGCUGGAGGUUGAAGAUGAGUGGUACUUGAACAACAACAACAAUGGCAUUCAGGGCCAUUCUGACGUCGUCAGAGAUUUGACGUUCUCACCCAGCUUUGCUGACCCAGAAAGCUUGCUGCUGAACCAGGUUGACUCUUCAUCUUCUUGCUCUCCAUCUUCCUCUGUUUUCAACAACCUCGACCCGUCUCAGGUUCAGUACUACUUGCAUCAAAACCCAUCUCUGUCUUCUCUGCUCAAUGCUGUGCCCAACAACAACAACAAUCCAUUAGACCAUGGCUUUGAUUUGGGCUGUGAGAUUGGGUUUCUUGACAACCAAGGCUCGAGUUUGAUGAACAGGGGAGGUGGGGUUUUAACCGGGUUCAAUGAUUUGAGCUCCAAUACCCACAUGCAGCCUCAGAAUAUUUGCUCCAAUUUGCAAUUCACAGCAACCCGUUUGCCUCAUUUGCUUGAGAAUAGUACUAACUUUUCGGGUUUGCGGGGUGUUGAUGAUGCUUCAGGGAAUGGUUUGUUUAACAACAGGUCUAAAAUGUUGAGGCCACUUCAGCCCUUGUCUUCUGUGGGAGCACAGCCCACUCUAUUUCAGAAAAGAGCAGCCAAGAAUUUGGUUGGGAAUGGAGGCAAUUUGAGUGGUUUGGGGUCUGAAGGGGGACUGGUCUUGAGUAACUAUGAGGGGGGUAAGGGGAAGAGGGACAUGGGUGAGGAGAAUGAGAAGAAGAGGAAGUUUAGUGGUGGAGAUGAUGGUGAGGAUUUGAGUUUGGAUGGCUCGGGUUUGAAUUAUGAUUCAGAUGAGUUUACUGAGAAUAAUAAGGUGGAUGAGAAUGGUAAGAAUGUUGGGAAUAGCUCCAAUGCUAAUAGUACCGUCACUGGUGGAGAGCACAAGGGGAAGAAGAAAGGGUUGCCUGCUAAGAACCUGAUGGCUGAGAGGCGCCGCCGCAAGAAGCUCAAUGACCGGCUGUAUAUGCUGAGAUCCGUGGUUCCAAAGAUUAGCAAAAUGGAUAGGGCUUCUAUCCUUGGGGAUGCAAUUGAGUACCUGAAGGAACUUCUGCAGAGGAUCAACAACCUCCAUAACGAGUUGGAGUCGCUCCCUCCUGGGUCUGCAUUGACACCUACCGCGAGUACUUUCCACCCUUUGACACCCACUCCGCCUACUCUGCCAAGCCGUAUUAAGGAAGAACUUUGCCCCAGCUUACCUAGCCCAAAUGGCCAACCUGCAAGGGUUGAAGUAAGGCUACGAGAAGGAAGAGCUGUGAACAUCCACAUGUUCUGUGGCAGAAGACCUGGUCUGUUGCUCUCCACUAUGAGGGCUGUAGAUAAUCUUGGUCUAGAUAUCCAGCAAGCUGUCAUUAGCUGCUUCAAUGGGUUUGCCAUGGAUAUAUUCCGAGCUGAGCAAUGCAAGGAAGGCCAAGACGUCCACCCCGAGCAUAUAAAGGCAGUACUAUUGGAUUCAGCUGGCUUCCAUGGCAUGAUAUAG
Molecule: messenger RNA, 1578 nt
Organism: Fragaria vesca subsp. vesca
Lineage: Eukaryota; Viridiplantae; Streptophyta; Magnoliopsida; Rosales; Rosaceae
Product: transcription factor ICE1-like
Exons: 4
Coding region: 1-1578 (525 amino acids)
Biological process (GO): regulation of DNA-templated transcription
Cellular component (GO): nucleus
Molecular function (GO): sequence-specific DNA binding; DNA-binding transcription factor activity; protein dimerization activity
Source: RefSeq, a predicted model, not a curated record